UCAGAUUACAUGUCACAUGAUUUCCAAAUUUCUCCGCCCGGGUGGAUAGACCGCUGACGUCAAUACCCAGUUUAUUCUGGUAUAUGUUUCCAGGUUGAGUGUUAACACGGGAUCUCUAAUUUAAGAACACCACUAUUCAGUCACGUAUGCACAAAUCAACCAAAGCCCUCUCUCAUUCAACUUGUCUUACUCAACAGAAGUUUACGGCAAAAAGGUUGUUUGACUGCAAGAGAUAACCGCAAAUAACAGAACACCAACCCACCUGGGAACUCGCCAUGGCUCUUCACGUGUGUGCCGUGCUGAUGGUGGCAGCCAUUGGAAUCGCACAGUCUGCUGAUCUGGACUUUCACAAGAAACCAGAGUGGUCGUACCAAACAGAAAUAGACACCGACAUCGAGAUCCACUGCAACGACUCCGAUGCCGUUGUCCAAGACGGCGAUAUGGUUAAGUGGCACUCUCCGAAAGGUAUGGCAAUCAUGACCAGCAGUGACAAGUACCGCUUGUCAGACACAGGGCCUGUCCGUGGAAUCACGCUAACGGUGAAGCGGGUUCAGCAUGAGGACAGUGGUGUGUACCUUUGCAUGGUUUCCAGAAACAUGUUUUUUGUCAGAAAGAUCAACCGAGCAAUCAACUUAUAUCAACCUAGCAUGCGGGACAAGUUCGACAUGUACCGGAACAACGUCAUGGUUGGCGGUAUUGCCGCUGCCGUCUUCUUCGUUCCGCUGGUGGCAAUGUGCGCCAUCUACAAGUGGCGCUUCAAGACGCAGGAGGAUCGGGAUGCGUCGAAACAUGCCAAGUACCUGCUGAGAAGACAACACGAGGCCGAGGCUGGCGAGCUUCCCACGAAAUCUGCCCCCCACAACGGCGCCGCUUCCUAUGAUAAUCCAGUUUUUUCCCCUAAAGAUGCAGAAUCCACACAUCUGUAAACAAAAAUAACAAAAGAAACGUUUUCCCCUAUUGUUUCUUUUGCCGUUGAUGUGGAAGGGAGGUUGAUGUCCGAGGAGUAAUUUUAAGUGAAAUAACCAUUCGUAACUACUCGCCUCUUUCCGUGACCUACAAGAA
Messenger RNA from Haliotis rubra (blacklip abalone), 1062 nucleotides. RefSeq lists its product as uncharacterized. NCBI's taxonomy places the organism in Eukaryota, Metazoa, Mollusca, Gastropoda, Lepetellida, Haliotidae. Bases 276 to 926 code for a protein of 216 amino acids. The transcript has 2 exons. The record is from RefSeq and is a predicted model, not a curated record.